Bemisia tabaci is the source of this 1384-nucleotide messenger RNA. RefSeq names its product NADH dehydrogenase [ubiquinone] 1 alpha subcomplex assembly factor 2. The record is from RefSeq and is a predicted model, not a curated record. NCBI's taxonomy places the organism in Eukaryota, Metazoa, Arthropoda, Insecta, Hemiptera, Aleyrodidae. Gene Ontology annotation, biological process: mitochondrial respiratory chain complex I assembly. Gene Ontology annotation, cellular component: membrane; respiratory chain complex I; mitochondrion.
CCUUCAAGUUACCCAACAUUGCAUGUUGCAUGAAUGCAAAUAUGCAAGCCGUGUAAUUCGCGAAUAAUCAGAUUUUGUGAAAUUUCCAUUCCAGAGUUUGAAAUCAAAUUCCAAAGUCGUGCUCCAUUGUGUGUUAAGUUUUAAUAAUCAUCCAUUCAGAUCAAUGGGUGAAAGGAGAAUAUGGUAUAAUGUAUGGAAAAGCUUCAUUGAUUCCUUGAUGCCAAGGAGAUUUACUGGAGACCACGUAGGGACAGAUUCGUUUGGUAACAAGUAUUAUGAAAUUCCAAAAACAUCCACAAAUCGUCAAAGACCUCAACGUUACUUUGUCACCGCGAAGAAAGAGGACUUUGAAGCUCCAAUGCCUGCCGAGUGGGAGUCAUGGCUGAGGAACCGUCGAAAAUUUCCACCGACCCCUGAAGAAAUUGCAGAGAACGUAAGAAUUAUGGAACAGAAGAAAAAAGGUGCUGCUGAGAUCGCAGAGAAAUUCAAACUCUCAGCACCAAAUCCUGAGAAAGAUCCGCUUUCUUUCCCUACUUAUGGCGAUCAGUAUGACAUUAACCCUGGUAGUUUCGAAAGAGGAGACAAGAAGAACAAAAGUUGACCGAGUUUGAUAUGAAAGUCAAUCGGAGCCCCAACAGAUGUAUUUUAAUUCUCUUAGAGAGGGACGCUGUAAAAAAGGCUGUGGUGAUUCUUGACAGAACGGGGUAAUUUUUUCUGAUGUGUUCGGUCACUACCUUGGUGCUACUUAAACAUCCGUUGUAAAUUUUGUAGCCAAUUUGGAUUUCUAAAUACCGGUCUGUACCUAGCAAAGAAUGACAAAACUCUUUCAGAUUUUGAAUUUUUUUUCCAGAGUAUUUUUUGGCAAACCGAUGCAAAUUUAAUCUUUGAAUGUACAAAACAAAUGUUUGUCUUGACUAAAGAAAAAGAAGUAGUUAGUCAGAAAUAAUUAGUGGUAAAAUUUUAAUGGAUCAGGUUUUUUCAACCAGAAAAAGGAGAAAGCUGUGUUUUUAAGCCCUUCUAUCUUGGUUCGAAGUCAAUGUGACUUGGUGCACAUCAGUUAAAUUCAGUCCUUAUGAAAGAUAUGUUGGAGGGAGAAAUCUAUUGAAUGUAGAUCUUCUUGUUUCAAGCACAGGAUUUCUACCUUUCAACUUUCAGAAUGUGGCUGUGGGCUGAAAUGGCAGGACUUGAGACCUAAACAUACAUCUUAAUCUAGAGCUUUCCCAAUAAUAAAAUGUAGAAUUCUUUUAAGGCUUAAGACAGUUUCCCUCUGAGUCAAUAUUUUCAAACCCAUGAUUCUAUGUUUUAAAUGUUCACAGUCUCCGUGUCGAAAGAUUCUAGUCUGAUUGUACAGUUAAAUAAAGUAACCAACCUUGCUUUUUAGUUA